Molecule: messenger RNA, 1914 nt
Organism: Eupeodes corollae
Lineage: Eukaryota; Metazoa; Arthropoda; Insecta; Diptera; Syrphidae
Gene: AP-1mu
Product: AP-1 complex subunit mu-1
Exons: 6
Coding region: 342-1610 (422 amino acids)
Biological process (GO): vesicle-mediated transport; intracellular protein transport
Cellular component (GO): clathrin adaptor complex; clathrin-coated vesicle
Molecular function (GO): clathrin-cargo adaptor activity
Source: RefSeq, a predicted model, not a curated record
GAUGCAAACAAGAGACAAAUAUGAAACCUUAUCGCCUAAAAAUUCAUGCCAUAGAAAACAGUUGAUUGUCCAAGAAUUUUUUGGUUUUACUUUUUGACGAUAAAGUGAAGAAAAAUCACAAAUACGAAGUCUUUUUUUGAAUGUAAAUUAUAAUAGAACAAUUUUAAUUGAGAUAUUUUAUAUUUAUGCAUUUUAAAGGAAAAAUAAUGAAAUUGACAAAUCAAAUUAAUUGAAUUAGUAACAAUAGAGCUUUCGCAUUAUAAGAAAAGAUCACUUGGUGUACAUUUUAUAAAAGAUUUCCCUUACAUGCCGAAGAGUAUUUUAAUAUAAGAACCAGAAAAAUGUCAUCCUCGGCCAUAUACGUUCUCGAUGUGAAGGGAAAGGUGCUGAUUUCAAGGAACUAUCGCGGUGACAUCGAUAUGUCAGUCAUCGACAAAUUCAUGCCUUUGCUAAUGGAACGAGAGGAGGAGGGUUUGAUAACGCCAAUUCUUCAAAUGGCCGAAUGCACAUUCGCUUAUAUUAAAACAAAUAAUUUAUACAUUGUGUCAACAACCCGAAAGAAUGCCAAUAUAGCUCUUAUUUUCGUGUUCUUGCACAAGAUCGCUCAUGUAUUUGUGGAGUAUUUUAAAGAAUUGGAAGAGGAGAGUAUUCGUGAUAAUUUUGUUGUCAUUUACGAGUUGCUGGACGAAUUGAUAGACUUUGGUUAUCCCCAGACAACAGAUAGUAAGAUCCUACAAGAGUACAUAACACAAGAAGGCCACAAAUUAGAAAUCCAACCAAGAAUACCAAUGGCUGUGACAAAUGCUGUAUCGUGGCGCUCAGAGGGAAUCAAGUAUCGCAAAAAUGAGGUCUUCUUAGAUGUGAUCGAGUCGGUAAAUCUACUGGCGAACGCAAACGGAAAUGUUUUACGAAGUGAAAUUGUAGGCGCGAUUAAAAUGAGGGUUUAUUUAUCUGGAAUGCCAGAAUUACGUCUAGGUCUAAACGAUAAGGUUCUCUUUGAAAGCACUGGUCGUGGAAAGUCCAAGUCGGUUGAGUUAGAGGACGUAAAGUUUCAUCAGUGCGUAAGACUAUCGAGAUUCGAAAACGAUCGUACCAUUUCAUUUAUUCCACCCGAUGGAGAAUUUGAAUUAAUGUCCUAUCGUCUGAAUACACAUGUUAAGCCAUUGAUAUGGAUUGAAUCGGUGAUCGAACGCCAUGCUCAUAGCCGUGUUGAAUAUAUGAUUAAGGCCAAAUCGCAGUUCAAACGUCGUUCGACAGCAAAUAAUGUUGAAAUUGUCAUUCCAGUGCCAGGCGAUGCUGAUUCGCCUAAAUUUAAAACAUCGAUUGGCAGUGUGAAGUACGCUCCUGAACAGAACGCCAUAACAUGGACAAUUAAGUCAUUUCCAGGUGGUAAGGAAUAUUUAAUGCGUGCCCAUUUCGGUCUACCUAGUGUGGAGUGCGAGGAAACUGAAGGAAAACCACCAAUACAAGUUAAAUUUGAAAUACCUUACUUUACAACAUCUGGCAUUCAGGUUCGUUAUUUAAAAAUCAUUGAAAAAAGUGGCUAUCAAGCUUUGCCUUGGGUGCGUUACAUUACUCAAAACGGUGACUACCAAUUGCGAACCAAUUAAGAAACAAGCCGCCGCCGUUUAGAAUAAUUAAUCAAAAGUUACUUAUUAUGCAGCAUACGUAUAUUUUUUUAUUGUGCAGAAAAAUUUGCUCUUUAUAUAUCAAAAAAUUACAUAAGUAUAAUUAUUUUAAGUUAAACAAUCUAAAUUAUACAUAUUAUAUACAUACAUUCGAUCAUUGUAAUUAUUAAUUUCUUUAUCUGUUGUUUUUUUUUUGUAUUUAUUACAUAUAGUAAUUUUGUUGAAAAUUUGAUUAGUUACAACAAGAACUUAAAUAAUUAAUAAAAGCACAUCUUUUUUGCACAUA